GGCGUUGUCGGACAGCUAUGAGCUCUCCACAGACCUUCAGGACAAAAAGGUGGAGAUGCUGGAGCGGAAAUAUGGGGGCUAUUUCCUAAGCCGGAGAGCAGCCCGCACCAUCCAGACAGCCUUCCGCCAGUACCGGAUGAACAAGAAGUUUGAGCGCCUGCGCAGUUCGGCAUCCGAGAGCCGCAUGUCGCGGCGGAUCAUCCUGUCCAACAUGCGGAUGCAGUACUCCUUCGAGGAGUACGACAAGGCCCAGAACGCCCCUUACUUCGAAGGCAAGCCGGCCUCGCUAGAUGAGGGGACCAUGGCCACUGCUCGCCCCCACCCGCUGGACCGGGGCCUACCCUACGGCGGCUCCUGCCGGGCCGGCUUGGACGGCAACUCUCUGCAUUCCUCUUCUGGAGGGUUCUGCAAUGACAUCACGGAGCUGGAGGACUCCUUCUCUAAGCAGGUAAAAUCUUUGGCAGAAUCCAUUGACGAAGCUCUGAACUGCCACCCGCUGGGGCAGGAGGGAGGGCCGGGCGGCCCCUCUUUGGAGAAGAGCGAGUCCAAGGAGCAGCAAGGGGACAGCGCGGCCACUUCUUUCAGUGACGUGACGCUGUACCUGGACGAGGGGGGUCCCACAUCGCCCCUCUCGCUAGAGCGCCCACCCAGUACCGAGCCGCCCGAGUCAGGCGGAGGAGUGCCCAUUCCACCACCCCCUCGGCCGGAGUACUGGGGUGGGCCCCAGCGGGAGGAUAGCCGGGAGAACGGGGGCAGCAGCCGGCGCAGCACGCCUUGUAUGGAAUGCCGGGACUUCCGCCUGCGCGCUGCCCACCUCCCUUUGCUCACCAUCGAGCCUCCCAGCGACAGCUCGGUGGACCUAAGCGACCGCUCUGACCGGGGCUCUCUGAACCGGGGCCUCAUGUACGAGCAAGACGGCUGCAGCCCCCACAGCACCCUCAAGCACCCCGGUGGGCCCGCCCGUUCCCCUCACCCACACCGGCAUUAUCACCCCGAACCAAACCAGCCCCCCCCACCUCUGAACUCUGACGGCGACAACGACAGCCUCAACAGCACCACCAACUCCAACGAGACCAUCAACUGCAGCUCGGGCUCCUCCUCGCGGGACAGCCUCCGGGACCCUCCCCCGCCCGCCCCUGCCACCACCUCAGCCCCUGGCGGGCCCUGCAAACAGACCUACCAGCGAGAGACGCGGCACAGCUGGGACUCGCCUGCCUUCAACAACGACAUCGUGCAGCGGCGCCAGUACCGCAUCGGCUUGAACCUCUUCAACAAGAAACCGGAGAAAGGGAUCCAGUACUUGAUCGAGAGGGGCUUCCUGUCGGACACGCCCGUCGGCGUGGCGCGCUUCAUCCUGGAGCGGAAGGGACUGAGCCGGCAGAUGAUCGGCGAAUUCCUCGGCAACCGGCAAAAGCAGUUCAACCGGGACGUCCUCGACUGCGUGGUGGAUGAGAUGGACUUCUCCGGCAUGGACUUGGAUGACGCUUUGCGGAAGUUCCAGUCCCAUAUCCGGGUCCAAGGUGAAGCGCAGAAGGUGGAGCGGCUCAUAGAGGCCUUCAGCCAGCGCUAUUGUGUCUGCAAUGCGCCCUUGGUGCGUCAGUUCCGGAACCCGGACACCAUCUUCAUCCUGGCUUUCGCCAUCAUUCUCCUGAACACCGACAUGUACAGCCCCAGCGUCAAGGCGGAGAGGAAGAUGAAGCUGGACGACUUCAUCAAGAACUUGCGAGGGGUGGAUAACGGAGAGGACAUCCCCCGCGACCUGUUGGUUGGGAUCUACCAGCGGAUCCAGAGCCGGGAGUUGCGCACCAACGACGACCACGUCUCUCAGGUCCAAGCAGUCGAGCGAAUGAUUGUGGGCAAAAAGCCGGUCCUCUCACUGCCCCACAGGCGCCUGGUUUGCUGCUGCCAGCUCUACGAGGUCCCGGAUCCAAACAGGCCCCAGAGGCUUGGGGUGCACCAAAGGGAGGUCUUCCUCUUCAACGACCUGUUAGUGGUCACAAAGAUAUUCCAGAAGAAGAAGAUCCUCGUGACCUACAGUUUCCGCCAGAGCUUCCCUCUCGUCGAGAUGCAGCUGCAGCUCUUCCAGAAUUCCUAUUACCAAUUUGGGAUCAAGCUGCUCUCAGCCGUCCCUGGUGGGGAAAGGAAAGUCUUGAUCAUCUUCAACGCCCCCAGUCUGCAGGACCGGCUACGGUUCACCAGCGACCUCCGGGAAUCCAUCGCUGAAGUCCAAGAGAUGGAGAAGUAUCGUGUGGAAUCGGAGCUGGAAAAGCAGAAAGGGGUGAUGCGCCCCAACGCCUCCCCUUCCUCCGGGCCCAAGGACACGGUGAACGGGACGCUGACCCGGAGCAGCCUGGAAGAUGCCUACACCAUGGGGGAAGGCCUGAAACGCGGCGCCCUCAGCAGCUCCCUCCGGGACCUCUCUGACGCUGGCAAGCGGGGCCGCCGUAACAGCGUGGGAUCCUUGGACAGCACCAUUGAAGGGUCUAUUAUUAGCAGCCCACGGCCCCACCAGAGAGUGCCCCCGCCGCCGCCGCCUCCUCCCGAGGAGUACAAGCCCCGGCCCCCCUCCAACUCCUCGUCCUUCCUGGGAUCCCUCUUUGGCAGCAAGCGUGGGAAGGGGCCCUUCCAGAUGCCCCCCGGCCAGGCCUCGGCCUCCUCCUCCUCCGCCUCGUCCUCCCAC
Messenger RNA from Gekko japonicus, 2680 nucleotides. RefSeq names its product IQ motif and Sec7 domain 2 (gene IQSEC2). Lineage: Eukaryota; Metazoa; Chordata; Lepidosauria; Squamata; Gekkonidae. The annotation marks the transcript as partial. Gene Ontology annotation, molecular function: guanyl-nucleotide exchange factor activity; protein binding. The record is from RefSeq and is a predicted model, not a curated record. Gene Ontology annotation, biological process: regulation of ARF protein signal transduction; actin cytoskeleton organization. The transcript is spliced from 13 exons.